GUUUUAGACAUUGCUAAUAACAAGCACUUACUGUAUGUUAAUUCAAUUCAAUUUUGUUUAUAAAGCGCUUUUCACAAUGUGGAUUGUUCCAAAGCAGCUUUACAGUAGAAAAAUACAGAAAAUGCAAAGCACAGUUCAUUCUAGUAAACAAUAUCAAAUAAAUGCAGUCUCCCCGUGAGCAAGCCAGCCAACAAGGAACCCAAACUCCAAUGAUAAAUAAAUGGAGAAAAAAAACCUCGGGAUAAACCAGUCUCAGCCGGGAGGGCCAGAUCUCCUCUGACGUGUCACAGCUGCGCUCAGUUAUGCAUGUUAUUGUAUGUAUGUUAUUGACUUGUUAAACGAUGAUAUGUAAUGUAAACAUAAGCAUCAGUUUUAGAUGGCUGAGUAUACUUAGGUCAAGCAUAGAGUCACAGCUGGAUGCUUUAAAGAGGUCAUUUCACACAAUUUAGUACAACGGCAAAAGCUUUUUGUGCAUACAAUAGCUAGAAUACAGAAUAUAGUUUUCAUGAUCAAAAAUGUAAAUUCUGUCAUUAUUUACUCACCCUCUUGUCAUUUCAACCCUGUAUGACUUCUGCAGAACACAAAAUAAGAUCUUUUGAAGAAUGCUGUUAACUGGCACCAAUUGACCUGGGUUUUGCGUGCCAGCACAGUUCAGUUACCAACUUUCUUUAAAAUAUCUCAGGUUUAAAAUACAGGUUUAAAAUGACAGGAGGGUGAGUAAAUGGUGACGGAAUUUCUUUUUUUGGGUGAACCAUCACUUUAAACUGACUAUUUUUAGCUGCUGUGCACUUUAUCAGUCAAAUCAGCUCAUAGUUUGUGUUUGCGUUUAUGUCUCCAACAUACUGUAGUUUUAAACUUCCCCUAUCCUUCAAUAACUUCUUUGGCUGCAUUAGAUUACCGACUGUUGUCAGAUGGAGAUCAUCAGGAAUCUUGUUAAAACGUAUUUUUCAAUUCAUUUGGAUUCUGGAAUGACUUUACAGCACUGCACAUAGCAAGCAAAAGUGUUCCAAAUUGAUCUGUUAUUCUCAUUUUUGAUGCUUCUUUUUACCUCUUUCUGAUUGGGCGGCCCAUGAUUCUUUAAUAACGUUUUUUAUGAAUGUAUAAAUGUAAAUGCAUUCAUGGUAAUAUGAUCACAGCAUUAGAUAUUAUUAUGCAGAUAAGGGUUUGCCUUGUUUGUGGUAUGCUUUAAUUUUCGGAUAUCACAACGUUUUUAAGCUAAAACUGCAUUAUUAGUAGUGACAGUGUUGGCUGUAUUUGAAGGAGACACUCCAUCAUUUAUAAUGUGCUGCCAGCCAUAUAAUCUUAACAAACUAUUUAGAUUUCUUCUUUUGUUAUUUAUUUGAGGGCCAAAAACAUCAGAAGAACAAUACAGCUGUACAGAAUUAUCAGUAUCAUCUCUGAUAACACAGUUUUGAAUGAUGUUCUUAUUCAUUAUCAUGGAGUCUGUGUGCCCAUUCUGAAAGUGUUAAGUUUGUUAUGUGUACAGUGUACGUUUAUUCUUUCAACUCGCUACUCAGAGAUUCACUCUAAUGAUCGAUAAACGACCCAUGAGAGCGGCCUGAAUUUUAUUCAGCAACAGAUGAAAGCUUUAUUUGUCCACAAAGAGCCAAGCAGAUGAACUUUUAGUACCUGCUUAACACCACAGAACUGUGGAAUCAGCAGCAUGUCGGUCCAGAAAAUUAUUGUACAGAUUGUGUAAGAGGAAGAGAGUUGAUUUUACAGAGAUAAGAGAUGCGUUGGGUCAUAUCUGAUUCAUUGGUCCUGGGGCCGCAUUCACAAAACAUUCUUAAGAAGAAAAUCCUUCUUAACUGCCAUGUUUCUUCUUAAAUUCUAAUAAAUGAAAAAAGUGGGGAAUGUUACGUAUUCCCGAAAAAAAACUUCUGAAGAGAGUUCUUAGAAAUGUUCUCAAGAUUAAUUUUAGGAAAAAAUUGAGAAGAAUCAAAUUCUCUAAACAAAAGCGGUCGUAAAUAUCAUCUUAAAAUUACGGUGGUCUUAAAUCUUAAAAGGUAAGAUGUUUAAUACAUAUAUUUGGUUGCUCACAUGUGACGUGUAUUGUUUUGAGCCAGAAUCAUAAUUUUGACGUUUGCUUGCCAUUAAGGAAUAUUAGUAAUGAUAAGGUCUAGCUCCCUCACUUUAGCUUUCAUUAUUAUAGUGCUUUUUACAAUAUUCUGGGGCAAAGUGAUGACUCGAAACGGAUAGGGUCACAAGUAUUAUGCCGUAGUAAAACACAAAAAGUAUUAUAAUAAGUAUAAUUUUCAAAGCUUGCCAACAUAUUAGCAAUCAUCCGAUCAUAAAUGACGUUUAAUGCGAAUAUACAGCAUAUAUACUACAUAAGUAAUCAAUGUGCUUAUUUUUACACGCAUAAAGUUUAUUAGAUAAACAUCUAGUUACCACUUGAGCAAGCGAUUGUAAUCAUAUUAUUUUAUUCUUACGACAAAAAUGAAGACGUUCUUAGGAAAAUAUUUGAGAACGUUUUAAGAAAUGUUUGACAGAUCGCUAUUACGAACUUCCUCUAAUCGAUCUUACGAACAAUCUUAGAUUUUGUCUUUAGAACAGUUUUGUGAAUCUGGCCCCUGGUCCACAGUAGGUGCUGCAGGGGAAAUCUCAUUACUCUUCACUCUUGGAGGACCUCUACGGUGGACUUUGCUUUGUAUGUUUAUUUUAUGAGGCGGGUCUGGUUAUAGGUAACUAAACGGAGCCACCAGCAUGCUGUAAUGGUACAAAGAGAGUAAACGUGCAUGCUUUUACAGUUUGACACCAUAGAAAUGCAAUAUUUAUAGUCUGCACCUGUUUACAAGCAAUCGCAUCCUGCCAAACACAUUCUCAGAAAUUAAUGUGAUACAACCCCUCCGCAUGAUUUUGUGAGUAUUUAUACAGACAAUCUCUAUUGUUUAUAGUUUUGCGUGGUUGACCAGUAGUUGAAGGCGUAUGAUGUUUUGAGCGGUUGCUAACCCUUGUUCUACAAAGUCUCAUUGUUUAUUAAAAAAUCUGCCAACAUACCCUUACCUAAGCAUAUCUCAUGAGCAUUUAGACAUGAGCUAGCAUGGAGGUAUUUAAGACACACCUUUUUGUAGUACUGCCUUCUUACCUGUCCUGUCAGCAGACGUUAAGACAUGUUUUGUAUUAACACAUAGGCAUGCAUAAUUUUACGGAAACUAUUUUGUGAAAAAUGUAAGAUCAACCGUUUGACGCCCCAGGACAUCAACUGCUUGAAAUUUUUUCAUUCAAGAAUCUAUGGGGAGCAAAUGAAGAGGAAGCAACUCAACGAGCCCGUUUAUAUAUGAUCCCUCGGAUCCGACAAUUGUGGCUCCAGACACCCGUGGCCCUCCAGCAGUGUCUGCGCCUUUAAAUGACCCGCGUGCACGGCCGCCGGCUACCGCAAGGCAGAGGAUGAGAUGAGCGGAACCACAUCACAGGCGGACCCGAUAGACUCCACAGCGCGGAUUGUGCUCCUCAACCGACCCCAGACCACCAAAUAUUGUGAUAACCAUGUCAGCACGGCUAAAUACGGGAUCCUCACAUUCCUGCCGCGCUUCCUGUACGAACAGAUCAGACGGGCAGCUAAUGCUUUCUUCCUCUUCAUCGCUCUCAUGCAGCAAAUCCCUGACGUCUCGCCGACGGGUCGCUACACGACACUGGUACCUCUCAUCUUCAUUCUGACUGUAGCUGGGAUCAAAGAGAUCAUUGAGGAUUAUAAAAGACACAAAGCAGACAACACGGUGAACAAGAAAAAGACAACAGUUCUGCGUAACGGAGCAUGGCAGACCAUCAUAUGGAAGCAGGUGGCAGUGGGAGACAUAGUCAAGGUGACCAAUGGCCAGCAUCUCCCGGCUGACAUGGUCAUAGUGUCCUCCAGUGAGCCUCAGGCCAUGUGUUAUACUGAAACAUCGAACUUGGAUGGAGAGACCAACCUGAAGAUUCGACAGGGUCUUUCUCUGACAGCCUGUGUUCAGUCUUUGGAGGAAAUGAUAGCUUUGUCUGGUCGUCUGGAAUGUGAAGGACCAAAUAGACACCUGUAUGACUUCACUGGAACACUGCGCCUUGAUAACCACAACCCAGUUCCACUUGGGCCAGACCAGGUGUUGUUACGAGGUGCCCAGCUCAGGAACACACAAUGGGUUGUGGGAAUUAUAGUGUACACUGGACAUGAUUCCAAACUAAUGCAAAAUUCCACUAAAGCACCCCUGAAACGCUCAAAUGUUGAGCGGGUGACAAAUAUGCAGAUUUUAGUGUUGUUCUGCAUUCUUCUGGUCAUGGCCCUGGUCAGCUCCAUCGGGGCCGCCAUAUGGAACAAACAACAUACGGUUAAGACCUGUUGGUACCUUUCCCGUGAAGGUGACACCUCCUUGAACUUCUGGUACAAUCUGCUGACUUUCAUCAUCCUCUAUAACAACCUGAUUCCCAUAAGUCUACUGGUCACACUGGAAGUGGUCAAAUUCACUCAGGCUCUCUUUAUUAACUGGGACGUUGAGAUGUAUUACUCUGAGACAGACACGCCCGCCAUGGCACGAACGUCCAAUCUGAAUGAAGAGCUCGGCCAAGUAAAAUAUCUGUUUUCUGACAAGACGGGGACUCUCACCUGCAACAUCAUGCACUUUAAGAAGUGCACGGUAGCUGGGAUCACAUACGGGCAUUUCCCAGAUCUGGAGUGUGAUCGAUCCACGGAGGACUUCAGUCACCUUCCAUCUACAAGUCACAACUCCACCGAGUUUGAUGAUCCUGCACUUAUCCAGAACAUCGAGAGGAACCAUCCCACCUCACCACAGAUUUGUGAGUUUUUGACCACGUUGGCAGUUUGUCAUACGGUUGUUCCUGAGAGAGAUGGAGACCAAAUUAUCUACCAGGCUUCCUCACCAGAUGAAGGAGCUCUGGUGAAAGGUGCCAAAGGUCUGGGCUUUGUUUUUACUAACAGAACACCCGAUUCGGUGAUCAUAGAUGCGAGAGGGAAAGAGCAGUCUUAUGAACUGCUUAAUGUACUAGAAUUUUCUAGCAAUCGCAAAAGGAUGUCAGUGAUUGUGAGAACACCAACAGGCAAACUGCGUCUUUAUUGCAAGGGAGCAGAUAAUGUAAUCUUCGAGCGUCUGAAUGAGGCGUCGCAGUUUAAGGACCUAACCAUAGUCCACCUGGAGCAGUUUGCUACGGAAGGGUUACGGACUCUCUGUUUUGCGUAUGUUGACCUGACGGAGGCAGCGUACCAGGAAUGGCUGAAGGAGUAUAAUAGAGUUAGCACGGUGAUAAAGGACAGAGCUCAGAAACUGGAGGACUGCUAUGAACUCAUAGAAAAGAACCUGCUGUUGCUGGGGGCCACUGCUAUAGAAGACCGUCUGCAAGCAGGAGUUCCAGAAACCAUAGCCACACUCAUGAGGGCCGACAUCAAGAUCUGGGUCCUGACCGGAGACAAGCAGGAGACUGCUAUUAACAUUGGUUACUCCUGUAGGCUGAUCUCACAUGGCAUGUCGCUCGUCAUUGUCAACGAAGAUACCCUGGAUGCAACCAGGGCCACACUAACAGCGCACUGUUCCUCGCUGGGUGACUCUCUGAGGAAGGAGAACGAGUUGGCACUCAUCAUAGACGGACAGACGCUCAAAUACGCCCUCUCUUUUGAAGUUCGGCAGGCCUUUCUCGACCUCGCUCUGUCAUGCAAAGCCGUCAUCUGCUGCAGGGUGUCUCCACUACAGAAGUCAGAGAUAGUGGACAUGGUUAAGAAGCACGUGAAGGCCAUCACGCUGGCUAUAGGAGAUGGAGCCAACGAUGUGGGCAUGAUUCAGACGGCACAUGUUGGCGUGGGCAUCAGUGGGAACGAGGGCAUGCAAGCUACCAACUCAUCGGACUACUCUAUAGCUCAGUUUUCCUACCUGGAGAAGCUGUUAUUGGUUCACGGGGCCUGGAGUUACAACCGCGUUACCAAAUGUAUCCUGUACUGUUUCUAUAAGAACGUGGUUCUGUACAUCAUAGAGCUUUGGUUUGCAUUUGUAAACGGUUUCUCCGGACAGAUCCUUUUUGAACGCUGGUGCAUUGGACUGUACAAUGUGAUCUUUACGGCAUUGCCACCGUUCACACUGGGAAUAUUUGACCGGCCGUGCAGUCAACAGAACAUGCUGCGAUUCCCUCAGCUUUACCGUAUCACACAAAACGCAGAGGGUUUCAACACAAAGGUCUUUUGGGGUCACUGUAUAAAUGCACUCAUUCACUCCAUUAUUCUCUUUUGGUUUCCACUCAAAGCUUUGGAGCACGACACUCCUUUUGACAACGGCAACAGUGUCGACUACCUGUUUGUGGGGAACAUUGUCUACACGUAUGUAGUGGUAACUGUAUGUCUAAAAGCCGGCAUGGAGACUACAGCUUGGACAAGGUUUUCUCAUCUGGCUGUAUGGGGCAGCAUGGUGCUCUGGAUGCUGUUUUUCACCGUUUAUUCCGCUAUCUGGCCAACCAUCCCUAUAGCACCGGAUAUGAUGGGCCAGGCUGGUAGAGUGAUGCAGUGCUGGACCUUCUGGCUGGGCCUGAUACUGGUGCCAACAGCAUGUUUGCUCAAGGAUGUAGUGUGGAACGCGGGAAGACGCACAGUGAAGAAGACUCUCCUGGAGGAAGUGCAGGAACUAGAGGCUCGAGCCGUGGACCCAGGAGCAGCCGUCCUCAGAGACGCCAGUGGCCGCAGUCUGAACGAGCGUGCCCACCUGCUCACACGGGUCUUCAGGAAAACGCCCUCCAGCGUGGGACGCUCAAACUCUGUGCAACAGACCGUGUCACAUGGAUAUGCGUUCUCACAGGAGGAGCAUGGCGUGGUUUCUCAGUCCCAGGUCGUGCGCUCCUACGACACCACCCGUCAACGACCCAGUCUGUAGCUGUCACAGCAGCAGCAGCUGGUAGAGACUUCAGAAUCACAACUGUGCUGGGGGAUCCUGCUGUGGCCUUUUGGGAUCUUUAAAACGAACUAAACUGAACUGGGCACAGCUACACAGCGCAUUGGCUCCCAUAAAGAGGCUGGACAUUUUGGAAGGGAAUGGAUUGACGGAAAUGGAGGGUUGGGGGUGGGCGGGAUCUUCUGCCAUUGAAAUGGCCAGUCAAAACGCACUACACAUGAACAGACAGGCAACAGAAGCCAAGUAGCAUUCAGAUAUGGAACGUCAGAGACGAUAGUGUUUCUCUGCCUAUAUCAUUAACACGAGUCACUAAACUGCUUCAUAAUCGCCCUUAAGAUUUUCUUUUGUUUGCAUUUGGUUAUUUAUUGUGCGGGUGCGCGUCUCCAUCCACACGUUUGUCUAUGCGAGCGUAUACAUGCACCGAGAAGGACCUCAAUUCUAUUGCGUAUGGCUUGUCUUUUGAACUUGUUUCUAUGUGUGCUUGGAUGAUUUAUGGAGAGACCUCUUUGUCUAACAUGUGUGAUGUUCAAGACAGCUGUUUUGCUUCUCUGUUGUGCGUAUGUGUGCCUGCAUGUGUUUGUGGGAGGCUGGUUAUGUGAGUGUUUUUGUUGAGUCUUAACGUCGGUGUCUCCAGAGAUCGAAGAUGGCGUCAGCACCACAGUGUUGCAGAGGAGGGGAGGCCACUCUAAAUAAACAUUAAAUUCCCACACACAGCGUCACUUCGGAGGGAUUCCUAUAGCAGACCUGAAAUGGGGGAGGUGUGUGUACUUUUGCUUUAGAUUCGUCUCUCCAUCAACAGACCUGCUAGAUACACACUUGCGUAUGAACACACACAGUUAUCGUCCCCCCAAACCAAAAACGCUGCCAAAACACACGUCAAUUCCUCAGAGGAACCCCUACAGCCUCUCCCGCUCUGCAGCAUGGAGCUCCCCGCCUUACCACACGCACACUAACACACCUACUCGUUCUCCUGCUCUCUUCCACUAAUAUUCUACUUAAUGGCAGUCUCUGUACAGGAGUCUGUAUCUUAGACCUCAUAUUCUCUCCCUCUAUCUACCUCUUUCGCUGUCAUUCCCUCUCCAGAUCCACAAUCUCCAUGUGUCCUUGUUGUCAUGGUCUAGUUAACCUUCAAAUGUCCCUCUAUGUUUCACUGCUCCGGGUCAAACCUGUAGCUUUGCUUUGUCUGCUUUCACUCAACCUGUUGGGUUUCUGGACCGUUUCGUCAAAAUAAACUGGACUUGUGACUCUU
Messenger RNA from Triplophysa dalaica, 8109 nucleotides. RefSeq names its product ATPase phospholipid transporting 8A2 (gene atp8a2). The transcript has 37 exons. Gene Ontology annotation, molecular function: ATP binding; ATP hydrolysis activity; magnesium ion binding. Bases 3396 to 6842 code for a protein of 1148 amino acids. Lineage: Eukaryota; Metazoa; Chordata; Actinopteri; Cypriniformes; Nemacheilidae. The record is from RefSeq and is a predicted model, not a curated record. Gene Ontology annotation, cellular component: plasma membrane. Gene Ontology annotation, biological process: neuron development; phospholipid translocation.